Messenger RNA from Molossus molossus (Pallas's mastiff bat), 1083 nucleotides. It is a transcript of the gene SPATA17, whose product is annotated as spermatogenesis associated 17. The record is from RefSeq and is a predicted model, not a curated record. Bases 1 to 1083 code for a protein of 360 amino acids. Gene Ontology annotation, biological process: establishment of meiotic spindle localization; spindle organization; mitotic cell cycle. Gene Ontology annotation, cellular component: spindle pole. Gene Ontology annotation, molecular function: protein binding. NCBI's taxonomy places the organism in Eukaryota, Metazoa, Chordata, Mammalia, Chiroptera, Molossidae. The transcript is spliced from 11 exons.
AUGGCCACGCUCGCCCGGCUGCAGGCGCGGUCGGUGCUCGUGGAACACCAGUACUACUUUAGGAACAGUGUUGUGGAUAUAUUUAGAGAAAAAGAGAAUGAUGCAGCUGUUAAAAUCCAGAGCUGGUUUCGAGGAUGUCAAGUCCGGACAUAUAUCAGGCAUUUACACGGAAUAGCAACGAUUAUUCAGAAAUGUUGGAGAAGUUGCUUAGGAAGACAACACUAUCAAGUUACUGUGAAGUUAGCAUAUCAUACUAUGAAGAUGAAUCUCUACAAUGCAAUGGCUGUCAGGAUUCAGAGGUGGUGGCGAGGCUACAAGAUUCGGAAAUACUGCUUCAAUUAUUUUUAUCUGAAGGCCUACCUGAAAGCUAUUUCAGAGACCAAUGACGCAGUCAGGGAGGCCCUGGACGAGUUUGCAGAGAUGAAGGAAAGAGAGGAGGAGAAGGCCAGCCUGGAGAGGGAGGAGAAGAAAAGAGAUUACCAAGCCAGAAAGAUGCAUUACCUCCUCAGCACAAAGCAGAUUCCAGGCAUCUACAACUCACCAUUCCGAGAGCACCCUGACCCGUGGGAACUGCGGCUGCAGAAGGCAAAGCCUUUGACGCCUCCCAGACGUAAGCAGAAGCGCACCGUCCGCCUGGGCAGCUGGCUGGCUUGUACCAGCACCCGGUCCUUUCCGCGGUCCGAAGUCCUGCCGCCCAUCCACAGGAAACAGUGUCAGGGACCCUUCCGGGCUCUCGCCGAAGUCCUGGAGCAGCGCUACAAGCCUCUGGAGCCGACGCUGCGGGCGGCCGAGCCCAUCGACGGGUUAAGAGAGGCCAGAAAGGAAUUCCGAGGGCAGGAAGGGGCAAGGAACAUGCACGACAAUCUGUUUUUGCCAUUCUCUUCCUACCAUAAGAAUAAAAAGUACAUUCCGUCACUGCAUUUGUCAAGCAAGUACAGUUCUGACUCUUAUGGAAGUCAACACUUCAGAGACAAAAAUCCUAAGAAAUGGAUCUGUGACAAGGAUUUCCAGACUGUAUUACCAUCAUUUGAUCUCUUCUCCAAGUAUGGAAAAGCAUAUUCGAAAGCUGGACAAAUUUUGUAA